Molecule: messenger RNA, 333 nt
Organism: Linum tenue
Lineage: Eukaryota; Viridiplantae; Streptophyta; Magnoliopsida; Malpighiales; Linaceae
Source: the annotation of a GenBank genome assembly
AUGGCGCCGUCUAACAAUCUCUUCCUCGUCGCCACCAACAACGCCAUGCUUCUCUCCUUCUUCGUCCUCGUGCUGAGCACCAACGUCCUCGUCGGGGCCGCGGGCAGGCCGUUGCUGGAGUCUCCGGCGGGCAACAAGUCCUCCGUGACUUACGCGGCGUUCAAGCCGCCGGCCGACGUGGGGCCGACGACGAUGUUUCACGGUGGCAGGGAGGUCAACGACUGUCUGCCUAAAGGGUUUCAUCGCAACUCGGCUCCAAGCCGCUACAUCAACUUGGAGCCUCUAGGAACAAGUAGUAGUAGUACAAUAAUGUGCGAGACGGAGAAGCACUGA